Molecule: messenger RNA, 1886 nt
Organism: Serpula lacrymans var. lacrymans S7.9
Lineage: Eukaryota; Fungi; Basidiomycota; Agaricomycetes; Boletales; Serpulaceae
Exons: 3
Coding region: 144-1748 (534 amino acids)
Molecular function (GO): protein binding
Source: RefSeq, a predicted model, not a curated record
GCCAUCGUAACGUCUCUAAUUGAUCUGUUCUCUUUCUUCACUGUAUUAACAUCAUCUACAUUUCUUUGACAGCCUAUCUUAUCGUUGCAUGUUUGUACAAGUCUAGCCAUUUCUAUACUGCGCAAACUUGCCCCUUUACCAUCAUGCCGAGGGUCGAUCUGAACUCUCUUCCUAACGAACUAUGGCUUGCUGUCUUUGAAUCAUUGACCAAUCCUGGUGACCUCUGUCGCGUUGUGCGUACUUGCCAAAGGUUUCAUGACCUCGCCAUCCGCGUCCUUUACAGGCACAUCGUUUGGGACGACCCUCGUUGGUUUGCCACCAACUUUCCUUAUUUGCUUCAACAUCCAGAGAUAAACAGUGUUCCCCGUUCACUCACUCUGGGGAUAUCCCAGAUUCAGUACAAUGGGUCCCACGUUGAGCAAAUGGAGAAUAUCAGAGCUAUUGUCGAUGUUCACGGUGAUCUCCGCCAACCAGGACCCGCAAUGAAUCACGGUGUCAACUUCGAAGAGGACUACCUGAGUAUGGUGAGAUCUCGCCGCGAACCCAUUUUCGUUGCCUCUGUUGCACUGUACUCCAUCGUACGCGAUUGCAUCAAUGCAUUUUCCAUGCUGGUGGAGCUCAACUUUAAGAACGUCUUACUUCCUAACGAUUUGUAUCAAAUGAUACACCAAUUCUCGCGCCUGCGUAGGCUUCAGAUUGACCAUUGUACACUCCCAUUGAGUCCGACCCUUAUACCUUCGCACCGCAAUUUGCCUAUCACCGAACUCACUCUUCUGGGUCUGCGCGGCAACAGAGAAGCGAAGGUUCUUUCUUUGGCUACAGCGCAAAAUCUUCGUGUCCUUCGCUUUGACUGGACCGCAGCCGUCUUCAGGAUAUUCACGGACAACUCUGUUAAGGACCCUGUGCCUCCUCACCUUGAGAUAAUCGACGCCAAGUUUCCCCCUCACAAACGUUGGCCUUCUAAUCCAGCGGAUGCGGAGGAGAGCUUCAUCCAGCCCUUCAAGUCAUUUUUGGCUAUGUGCCCUUUUGUCACUCGUUUGCACAUUAGAAACCACUUCCCCGCCUUCUCAAUGACACCCGAUAUCCUUCCUCGACUCACGUACUACCAAGGACCGCUUUCCACAGUGGCUACAGUCUCUGUGGGUCGUCCAGUUGUAGCUCUUGAUAUCCGCGAUCCCUCUGGCUCACUUCGCAACUUGACCAAUGGUUUACAAGCCGUAUCAGCGAAUCAGCCCGAAUUAGAAGAACUGUGCAUUUUCUUAUAUCAAUGGGACGAUGAAAUUCUAUAUGCGAUUACCCAUCAUUUUACCAACCUGCGAAAAAUUCAAAUCAGAUAUUUCAGAGGUACUCCUUCAGAGGAUAUCAUACUCGGAAUGGGCUCAAGGUUCUUUUUUUCCUUACCCCAAUUGCAUACUGCACAUAUCUUCAAAACUCUUUGUGACGCCGACGAGCGUCAGAAUAUGCCGACGCACCAUUUUCACCAUCAUCAUAUCGUUCUUAUUGAGCCGGUCCCUGAAACGGAUGAAGAUAAUGAAGGUGACUAUGAAAUGUCUAAUAGUCAUAAUUCCACAGAUGGAGAAGAGGAAAACGAACUGAAGUCCUUGAUAUUGGCUUGGAAUCGUUAUUGCCCUUCCAUUCGGGAGAUUCAAUUAUUGCCUGGAUUCGUAUGGAGGCGAUCAAACGAGAAAGAUGAGUGGUGCAAGCGAAGGUACAAAAUGGCGGAAAAUCAAAGAGAUUACAACGUCUGAGGUUCCAUAUCUUCCGUGUCCGCACAAAAAUCGGUGUUCGCUACUAUUUUCUUGAAGAAAACCCAAAAGAUGUACUUAUACAGGAAAUGUAAGUUAACGUACGUUGUACAGUAGUAUUUAUAUUUCUCGACAUUGGUC